Molecule: messenger RNA, 2716 nt
Organism: Oryzias melastigma (Indian medaka)
Lineage: Eukaryota; Metazoa; Chordata; Actinopteri; Beloniformes; Adrianichthyidae
Gene: nol10
Product: nucleolar protein 10
Exons: 21
Coding region: 398-2527 (709 amino acids)
Biological process (GO): maturation of SSU-rRNA from tricistronic rRNA transcript (SSU-rRNA, 5.8S rRNA, LSU-rRNA)
Cellular component (GO): nucleus; 90S preribosome; small-subunit processome
Molecular function (GO): protein binding
Source: RefSeq, a predicted model, not a curated record
UCAAAAUACAAUUUUAUAUUAAUGCAGAAAAAUAAUCAUUACAAAUUGAAAACAAGUUUUAAAGUAAUGAUAGAGUGCUUAUUAAUAUUCUCUGAAAGAAUUACAAAACAGAAUUAUAACUAUCUGUAAAUAUUUUAAUUGUUAUUUUUCCUAGAUUAUAAAAAAAAAAAGAAAUAAAAUAAAUCUAUAUUUUUGUCUACAAAACCAGCGUUCUCAUUUGAGAAAUGUCCUACUAGUAUACAAAACAGACAGGCAGAACUAUACAAACGGCAACAAUCCACGUCGUUUCUAGUCGGACCUUUUUGUGAGCCGGACACCUUCUUUUGGCGUUUGGUUAAAAACGUGUACAAGCACGAGUAUUAUUCUGUCUAGUUACAACAGACGUCGUCUAACUAUAAUGCAGAUUUCUAGCAUAAACGAUGUCAAAAUUUAUAAUCUAAGCCAUGGAAAGUCUCUUCCCGAGUGGUUGUCAGAUCGGAGGAAAAGACAAUUGCAGAAGAAAGACGUGGACCUUCAGCGUAGGAUUGAGCUUAUCCAGGAUUUUGAGAUGCCUACAUUGUGUACCUCCAUUAAAGUAUCGAGGGACGGUCAAUUCAUUCUGGCAACAGGUACAUAUAAGCCGAGAAUACGCUGCUACGACACUUAUCAACUGUCUCUGAAGUUUGAGCGUUGCUUAGAUUCAGAUGUUGUUGCUUUCGACAUGCUGUCUGAUGACUACUCUAAGCUGGUCUUUCUGCAUUGUGAUCGCUAUGUAGAAUUCCACUCGCAGCAUGGACAGUAUUACAAAACAAGAAUUCCAAAAUUUGGUCGGGAUUUUUCAUAUCACCAUCCCUCCUGUGACCUCUAUUUUGUGGGAAUGAGCUCAGAGGUAUACAGGCUGAAUCUGGAACAGGGACGCUUCCUGAAUUCACUUCAGACAGAUGCUGUGGAGAUCAAUGUGUGUGAUUUCAACUCUGUCCAUCAUUUGUUUGCAGCAGGGACUUCUGAUGGAAAAGUGGAAUGUUGGGACCCUCGUGUUCGUAACCGAGUGGGGAUAUUGGACUGUGCCCUAAGCAGCUUUACUGACAGAACAGAAGUUCAAAGUUUGCCUUCCAUCAGUGCGCUUAAGUUUAACGGCUCCCUCACUAUGGGAAUUGGCACAAGCACUGGCCAGGUAAUGCUUUAUGACCUGCGGUCCAGUUGCCCCCUGCUGGUCAAAGACCACCUGUACAACUUGCCCAUCACUUCUCUGAACUUUCAAAAUCAUAUGGACCUCGUUUUGUCUUCUGACUCUAAAAUUAUAAAGAUCUGGAACAAAGAUACUGGAAACAUUCUUUCUUCCAUCCAGUCUCAAACCAGCAUCAAUGAUGUUUGUAUCUAUCCUGAUUCAGGCAUGAUUUUUACAGCUAAUGAAGACACAAGGAUGAACACAUUCUAUAUCCCUGCUCUAGGCCCUGCACCACGCUGGUGUUCUUUCCUUGACAAUCUCACUGAAGAGUUGGAGGAGAGCCCAGAGAUUACAGUGUAUGAUGAUUACAAGUUUGUAACACGAAAAGACCUGGAAAACCUGGGUCUAUCCCAUCUUGUGGGAUCAACUCUUCUGCGAGCCUACAUGCAUGGAUUUUUCAUGGACAUAAGGCUGUACCACAAGGUGAAGACCAUGGCAAAUCCUUUUGCUUAUGAGGAAUAUCGCAAAGAUAAGAUCCACCAAAAGAUUGAGGACUCCAGAGCCCGGAGAGUGCAUGUUAAUCUUCCAAAGGUAAAUAAAGAGCUGGCACUGAAACUGAUGGAGGAGAGGAAUGAGGAUGCAGAGAUGGCUUCGCAGACAAAGAAGGAAAAGACUAUGCCCAGCAUUCUAGGGGACGACCGUUUCAAAAGGAUGUUUGAAAAUCCUGACUACCAGGUGGAUGAGCAGAGUGAAGAGUUUCGUCUGCUCAACCCAAUUGUCUCCAAAGCUGGACAGAAGAGAAAAAAGAAGCUGCGUCAGCUGGUGGCUACCAAACAGGUGGCUAAAGAUAUAGAGGAGCCAGAGGGGCAAGUCAGUUCUGAGGAGGAGAGCUCUGAUGAUGACAAAAGCUGGUUGGAGGAAGUAAGAAAACAGCGUAGGUUGUUGCGUCAAGAAGACAAACACUGCAGGAGACAGGAAAGGAAAGAAAUCGAGGGCAAUGCUGGUUUGCUGGAGAAGAUGCAGAACAGAGGCAAGAAAACUCCCAAAGCGCCUGAAAGCAAGAAGUCAAGUCAGCCACAGUUUUAUCAAAUCAAAUGUGGAGAAGAGUUCAGAAGUUUCAAUGAAAUGGCCCACAAGCAGAAAAUUCAAAAAGCCUCUCUGGAGGAUCGUCUGAAGUUGGAAGAGCAGGAUGGACUCAGUGUGGCAGACACUGCAGUGGGCAGCAAACAGAUAACCUUCACUCUAAAAAAGUCUGAUAAACAGAUGAAGCAGCAACAAGCCGAACAUGAGCACAACAAGGAAAGGAAAAAACUGAGACGCUCAGCUGGACAGUUAAAGAGUGUCCGUGGGAAAGGCUGGGGAGAAAGAGGACAUUGCUGAGAGGAGUCUUUGUGUGCCUUUACAGCUGCUGCCCACAGUCACUUGUGGGCUACAAAAGUCACAUCUCAACACCCUCCUUUACUUAAAUUUGGAAGCUUAGUUUCAUUCAUGUUUGUAAUUUGUUUCUCAGAACUAGGCAAUUUGAUUCCACUUGGAUUCUCAUUAUAAACAUUUUGAGAACGUCCUGUC